AUGCGCGCCCACGCCCCUGCGGCCGCGGGAUCGGACCUGGUGACGGACGACCACAUCGCCCUCGCGCACAGGCUCGCGGACACCGCCGGCGAGGUCACCCGCAAGUACUUCCGGAACCGCGUCGAGGUCGACCACAAGGGCGACGACAGCCCCGUGACCAUCGCUGACAGGCAGGCCGAGGAGGCGAUGCGUGCGUUGAUUCACGAGACCUUUCCGGACCAUGGGGUGUUUGGGGAGGAGCAUGGGCUCAAACUGGGGCCGGAGGGGUCCCCCGGGCGCGACUUCGUGUGGGUGCUGGACCCGAUCGACGGCACGAAGUCGUUCAUCACCGGCAAGCCGUUGUUCGGGACGCUGAUUGCGCUGACGUACCGCGGGCGCCCAGUGCUGGGCGUGAUCGACCAGUCGAUCACCCGUGAGCGGUGGCUCGGGGUCGCGGGGCGUCCGAGCACCCUGAACGGCGAGGAGAUCGCGACGCGGCCGUGCGACAGCGUCGCGAAGGCGUAUCUGUACGCCACAACCCCCGACAUGUUCCAGGGGGCGUCUGCGGAGGCGUUUUCGCGCGUCGCGAAGGCCUGCCGCAUCCCCAUGUACGGGUGCGACUGCUACGCGUACGGGCUGCUGGCGGCGGGGCUGUGCGACCUGGUGGUGGAGGCGGACCUGAAGCCGUACGACUACAUGGCGCUCGUGCCGAUCGUGGAGGGCGCGGGCGGCCGCAUGACGGACUGGCGCGGCAGCGACCUGGUGUGGCUGCCCGACGGGAUGGAGGGCGGGUCGAAGAAGUUCCCCGGGGAGGUGUGCGCGGCGGGGGACGCGCGCUCGCACGCCGAGGCGCUCGCGCUGCUCGCCUGGGAGGGCCAGUGA
This is a messenger RNA of Pedinophyceae sp. YPF-701, 861 nucleotides long. NCBI's taxonomy places the organism in Eukaryota, Viridiplantae, Chlorophyta, Pedinophyceae. The record is from the annotation of a GenBank genome assembly.